AUAAAAGCCAGUCAGCCGUGACAUUCACAAUAGAUUCCAGCGACCCGACUGGCCCAUUCUUCUCCAGGAACCAGGAUCAACCACUGUUGAAGCAUGAGCUCACACCAGCAGAAGCAGCCCUGCACCCCACCCCCUCAGGUUCAGCAGCACCAGGUGAAGCAGCCUUGCCAGCCUCCACCUCAGGAGCCAUGUGCCCCCAAAACCAAGGAGCCCUGCCACCCCAAGGCUCCUGAGCCCUGCCAACCCAAGGCACCUGAGCCCUGCCAGCCCAAGGCACCUGAACCCUGCCACCCCAAGGCUCCUGAGCCCUGCCAGCCCAAGGCACCUGAGCCCUGCCACCCCAAGGCUCCUGAGCCCUGCCACCCCAAGGCUCCUGAGCCCUGCCAACCCAAGGCACCUGAACCCUGCCACCCCAAGGCUCCUGAGCCCUGCCAGCCCAAGGCUCCUGAGCCCUGCCACCCCAAGGCUCCUGAGCCCUGCCCCUCAGCAGUCACUCCAGUACUAGCUCAGCAGAAGACCAAGCAGAAGUAAUGUGAUCCACCGCCACGCCACUGAGGAGCUGACCACCAGAUGCUGAAGCCCCCUUUCCCAUUCUGCUUAGGAGUCCCUUGUCCGUUGACCUGGCAACUAGCACACUA
This is a messenger RNA of Fukomys damarensis (Damara mole-rat), 638 nucleotides long. RefSeq names its product cornifin alpha. The coding region runs from base 94 to 531 and encodes 145 amino acids. Lineage: Eukaryota; Metazoa; Chordata; Mammalia; Rodentia; Bathyergidae. The transcript has 2 exons. The record is from RefSeq and is a predicted model, not a curated record.